Molecule: messenger RNA, 755 nt
Organism: Laetiporus sulphureus 93-53
Lineage: Eukaryota; Fungi; Basidiomycota; Agaricomycetes; Polyporales; Laetiporaceae
Product: 60S ribosomal protein L18A
Exons: 5
Coding region: 85-597 (170 amino acids)
Biological process (GO): translation
Cellular component (GO): ribosome; cytosolic large ribosomal subunit
Molecular function (GO): structural constituent of ribosome
Source: RefSeq, a predicted model, not a curated record
GAACUCUAUUUCCUCCGCGCCACUUCCAUCGCAGCGCACCGACGUUGACAACGUCGACAUACACGGGUAGGAAACCUUUCAACGAUGCCUCUCCAAGAAUACCAAGUCGUCGGGCGCCAUCUGCCCACCGAGAACGAUCCCAACCCGAAGAUCUACCGUAUGCGCAUCUUUGCGCCCAACGAGGUCGUCGCGAAAUCCCGCUUCUGGUACUUCCUGAGGCAAUUGAAGAAGGUCAAGAAAGCAAGCGGCGAGAUUAUUGGCGUCAACGUAAUUCAUGAAAAGAAGCCUCUGAAGGUCAAGAACUUCGGUAUCUGGCUGCGCUAUGACUCUCGCUCUGGAACCCACAACAUGUACAAGGAGUUCCGUGAGCUUAGCCGUGCGGAUGCGGUCAAGUCGCUUUACCAGGACAUGGCUGCCAGGCAUCGUGCCCGUUUCCGGUCUAUCCAUAUCCUCCGCGUGGUGGAAAUAGAGAAGAAUGAGGACGUUCGCCGUCCUUACAUCAAGCAAUUCCUCACGCCGGGACUCAAGUUCCCUCUUCCUCACCGUGUGUCGAAGGUUCGCUCGACAUUUGUCGCCCACAGACCCUCGACUUUCUAAGUGGUACCCUGGGAGUGUUCUGGGCGAGUUGCUGCUGGAGGUUGUGAAAAACUGCUGUCGGCAUUACUCGCUGCUUGUUCAGCAGUUGUCACCUUUGUAAUCCCGCGUUGGGACUACCUGUUUUAUGAUGACAUCAUUUGAGAUGCGCAUGCUGUCGC